This is a messenger RNA of Mangifera indica (mango), 875 nucleotides long. Its product is annotated as LIM domain-containing protein WLIM1-like. NCBI's taxonomy places the organism in Eukaryota, Viridiplantae, Streptophyta, Magnoliopsida, Sapindales, Anacardiaceae. The transcript has 5 exons. Gene Ontology annotation, molecular function: actin filament binding. Gene Ontology annotation, biological process: actin filament bundle assembly. Gene Ontology annotation, cellular component: actin cytoskeleton; plasma membrane. The record is from RefSeq and is a predicted model, not a curated record. Bases 144 to 713 code for a protein of 189 amino acids.
AAACAAAAUUUGAAGAGGAGAGUUGUAUUGAUAAGACGCAGUUGCGCUCCUUCUUAUCAGAACAUAGUUUUAAAGUGUCUGCGUGUUCAUAUUUGUUGUCUCGUUAAAAGAGAGAAUUUUGUGAGGAAGAAGGAAGAUCUGAGAUGGCAAGUUUUGGAGGAACAACCCAGAAGUGCAAGGCUUGUGAGAAGACUGUGUAUUUGGUUGAUCAGCUUACUGCUGAUAACAAAGUCUAUCACAAGGCUUGUUUUAGAUGCCACCACUGUAAGAGUACGCUCAAGCUGUUCAAUUAUUCCUCCUUUGAGGGCGUUUUGUAUUGCAAGCCUCACUUUGAUCAGCUGUUUAAGAUGACUGGAAGCUUGGAUAAGAGUUUUGAAGGGACUCCAAAAACUAAUAGGGUUGAAAGAUCUGCUGAUCAGGUAACAAAUAGCAGAGUCUCCAGUAUGUUUGCUGGAACUCAGGAGAAAUGUUUUGCUUGUGAGAAGACUGUUUACCCAAUUGAAAAGGUGGCAGUCGAUGGCAUAUCAUACCACAAAGCCUGUUUCAGGUGUACCCAUGGUGGCUGUGUGAUUAGUCCUUCAAAUUAUGUCGCACAUGAGCAUCGGCUUUAUUGUAGGCAUCACCACAAUCAACUCUUCAAGCAGAAGGGUAACUUCAGCCAACUUGACAACCAUGAACAAGUUAAAGGGGUGACUGAGAACGCAACAGCCUAGUGAUACUGUGAAAUUUUCUUGUUUUAAUGUGAGAAUCUGUAUUUGGUUGGAUAGUGAGUUUCCAAGCAAGAGUCGGGUUCAACUGUUUAAGCGUACAAGAACAGCUAUGCUAUUUUAUUUUUUUAAAUAUAUUUAUAUAUGUCAUAUGUCAUUGCAAACAAA